GAGACACAACACCAAUUUCUCUCUGGGAUUUAGAUAAUAACCCUACUUUACUUCUUUUAACGAUAAUAUUUUCUUUCGGAACAACUAUUUACUUAAUGAAUUUGUUUAUCGGUUUGCUAAGUAAUGCAAUAAGUGAUACUCAAACAAAAGAAGCGUAUUUAAUUCUAAGAGCUGAA
Racocetra persica is the source of this 176-nucleotide messenger RNA. Lineage: Eukaryota; Fungi; Glomeromycota; Glomeromycetes; Diversisporales; Gigasporaceae. The record is from the annotation of a GenBank genome assembly.